AUGCCACCUUAUUUUUCUUGGAUCGAAGAUCAUAUUCUCGCUGCAAGCGCUCAACCAUUUCAUCAUCCUCAUAUGCAAUAUCUUCGCUCACAUGGAAUUCAUCUAAUAGUCAAUAUUGAUACUGAUAUUCUACCGAAUAGCAGUUUAUUCAAGCAUGUGUGUUUCUCAAUAGCUGAACUUUGUUAUCCAACAUUUGAACAGAUUAUUGAUUUUAUUAAUCUUGUGUUAGCAGCACGAGAUCAUGACGAACCAGUUCUCAUUCAAUCGAUAAGAGGUCAAGGUACUUUAGCUAUUUUUAUUGCUUGCUAUUUAGCUGUUCGAUGGACUUGUUCAGCUGAAGUUACUAUUAAUUCAUUGAUUAAAAUGCGUCCAGCAUCAUUUGAUAAUGAUAUUCAAAAAGCUAAUGUCAAACAUUUCGUUACCUAUUGGGAUAAAUGUCAUUCACAAUUGAACAUUUAA
Rotaria sordida is the source of this 459-nucleotide messenger RNA. Lineage: Eukaryota; Metazoa; Rotifera; Eurotatoria; Philodinida; Philodinidae. The record is from the annotation of a GenBank genome assembly.